Molecule: messenger RNA, 2209 nt
Organism: Oryzias latipes (Japanese medaka)
Lineage: Eukaryota; Metazoa; Chordata; Actinopteri; Beloniformes; Adrianichthyidae
Gene: hsd17b12a
Product: hydroxysteroid (17-beta) dehydrogenase 12a
Cellular component (GO): endoplasmic reticulum
Molecular function (GO): oxidoreductase activity
Source: RefSeq, a predicted model, not a curated record
GAUGCUACAACCUCCUUAUAAAGGGACGCUCUCUCACGUUGUGGCUUGGAAAUUAGAGCACAUUGCCUAAAAUUGAGGUCUCCACAUACACACUCUCACACACGCCGAGUCACCGACUGUCGCUGCCAUGAACCGGAUGAACGCCGAGGAGAUGAUCCGUAGGGCCGAGCCGCUUUUCUUCUGGGUUGGAGCCUUCACUUUGGCCUUCUUUGCGCUGUGGCUGCUCUACAGGCUGGUCACAGGCUUUAGGAUCUGGGUCUUGGGAAAUGGAACGCUGCUCUCCCCGAAGCUGGGCAAAUGGGCAGUUGUGACGGGAGCUACAGAUGGAAUUGGGAAAUCCUAUGCGGAGGAGCUGGCUCGUCGAGGAUUUGCAAUGAUGCUUAUCAGUCGCUCCCAAGAAAAGCUGGAUGACGUGGCAAAGUCACUCGAGGAACAGUUUGGCGUUGAGACCAAGACAAUUGCAGUUGACUUCGGCAAGACUGACAUCUACCCAAAGAUCGAAGCAGGACUGGUGGGGCUGGAGAUUGGCGUUUUAGUUAACAAUGUUGGAGUGUCCUAUCACUACCCUGAAUACUACCUCAAUAUCCCUGACCUGGACAAUUUCCUCACAAAUAUGAUCAAUGUCAACAUGACCUCAGUGUGCCAGAUGACUCGUCUCGUGUUGCCUGGAAUGGUCAGUAGGGCCAAAGGUGUCAUCCUCAACAUUUCCUCUGCCAGUGGCAUGUACCCUCUCCCUCUCCUCACAGUCUACUCUGCAACAAAGGCCUUUAUGGAUUUCUUCUCUCGUGGCCUUCAGGAGGAGUAUAGGCGUCAGGGCAUCAUCAUCCAGAGUGUGCUGCCAUUCUUUGUUGCCACAAAAAUGACUCGCAUCAGGAAGCCAACUCUGGAUAAACCCACUCCAGAGCGCUAUGUGGCUGCAGAACUCACCACUGUGGGUCUGCAGAACCAGACCAAUGGCUACUUCCCCCAUGCCGUCAUGGGCUGGGUGACCACCAAGCUGGUGCCCACCAGCAUCGUCAUCUUUCUGGGAGCCAGCAUGAACCGCGUACAGCGCUCAGGGUACCUGCACAGGAGGAAGCUGCGAGAGAUGAAGAACGGUGCAAGUCUGAAGAGUGAAUAGUGAAAUCUUAGACAACCAUGCUGGCAGCCCCUCUGUUAUGACCUGCAAGAUUCUUUACCAAAGAUGGGAGGAUUUAGGAUUUGUCUUCCAGGGCUCAUUUAACCCUUUUUUUUUUUGCCUUCUAAGAAAAGCACACAUGAAGGCUUGUGUGUUGGCUCUGUGAUUAAUGUUGUAUCUUUAUGCUGAAAACUAGCUGGGAGAAAAAACCAAGAGGAAGAAUAGGAAGUAAGAUGAUGAAACCUUUAAUAUAUUAUUUUUCUUUGUCACUGACACUUGUGGUGGAAAAAUACAGCAACGCGCAGAGGCUUUGCUAACCCUGCUGUUGUAAGCAGUGGAAGAAGGUGAUGGGUAUCUGGUUUUUUUUUAUGUAUAAAUUUAUUUAUUUUAUAUUUGUAUGAACACAUCUGCCAACCCAGACCUUCAAAAGCAAUGUAGAACUUAGUUCUGUUUACAAAUCAGACAUUUAAAGACGGCAGUAUCUGCUUUAUAAUAAUUGAAACUUACAUUUGUUGCGAAAAGCUUGCCGGCUCUUUACCUAUAUUUUUUUCUUCUUCUCUCAAACUUGUUUGUUUGCUAUCUAUUUAAAAUAUCUCCUUGUGGUUGACUGGGGUUACCUUGAUUUCUUUCUUUUUUUUUAUGUUUUGAAUGCCAAGGUUGAUCAGUUUCUUCAUGUUUCUUGUGGCUUUUUCUACUGAAAAUGGUCAGUUUCAGUGAGAGGGUAAUUUGUAAUUGCAUUAAUAAUUUUAUCAGCUGUCCAAGUAUUUGCUGUACAAUAUUUCCUCAAGGAUAUCACACUCUGUUUUUGAGCAGCAAGGUUUUUACUUCUUCUGCCAUGGUUUCUACUUUACCAUAUAGUUGCUGCUCAAAGGGGUUUAAAUAAACUGGGAACCCCUACUUUUUAUACCCCAUAUGAUGUGGUCUGACCUGUGCCUUAACCAAAUAACCUUGUGAAUGUUUUCUGUGGAUUUUAAUGAUUGAAAAUAAAUGACAAUUUCUUAAGAAUUUCUCUGUUUAAAAUGCAUUGUUUACAUUUGUUCUGCAAUUCUAAUGGCUAAUUGUUUUGUUUGUUAAUAAAAAUUUUGGCACAAA